Molecule: messenger RNA, 6342 nt
Organism: Tachysurus vachellii
Lineage: Eukaryota; Metazoa; Chordata; Actinopteri; Siluriformes; Bagridae
Gene: dagla
Product: diacylglycerol lipase, alpha
Exons: 20
Coding region: 1019-4225 (1068 amino acids)
Biological process (GO): lipid metabolic process
Cellular component (GO): dendrite membrane; postsynaptic membrane
Source: RefSeq, a predicted model, not a curated record
GGCUGUUAAUAACGCUUACAGUUUAAGAAACAGGGUUUUAGAUCCAGAUCUUUAUCUGAUUCUUUAUCUGAUUUUCUCUCUCUCUCUCUCUCUCUCUCUCUGUGUGUGUGUGUGUGUGUGUGUGUGUGUGUGUGUGUGUGUGUGUGUGUGUGUGUGUGUGUGUGUGUGUGUGUGUCCCAUGCUACCAUGCUGUUUAGUAUGACAUGUAGCCCAGUGUUACGCAAACUGCGUUGAAGGCGGCGAUGGAAAUGGAGAGAGCUGCGGGCAGGAGACAGGAGAAUCCCAGCAACGCCCGUUUUCGCGGAAGCAGAUCUCAGGGAAGAAGGAAGACAGACGUCAGUCCGUGCGCUGAGAGCUGAGCUGCUCCACUCUCUUGUCUUCUCCUUAACGUAGAGGAGGAAAAAACGUAAAGCAGCAGCAGUAGAAGGAGAAGUCACACCCUACCCGGGGAUUACGCAGGACUCUACCCUGGUACUGCUGAGACCGACGACGCAAAUGCGUAAAGACACACAGAUAUGAGGACAGUAGAGUCUGAGGGAGUCUAGGUCGAUCUGGACCUGCUGCUGGAGAUCUCCAUGACCUGGCUAAGGCUGGUUUUAUGGGUUCAGUCUGUAAGAAGACACUGGAUCAAGGACAGGAUUUCUAAGCCGUUUUUAGGGGACAGCGGACAGACUGGAACUGUUAAGGUCUGACACGGACACUUGGUUUAUUGGUUCACAUGAAGACUUGCUUUGUUUCUUGUGCUGAUCUUAUGAGGAGACUGAAUUAUAGAGGAUGUGUUUUAUAGGCAUUAGCAGUCACACAGAAACCGAAUAUUCGUACUAAAUUGUUUCAUUUAUGAGGAUCUAGCUACAUUCAGCAGGCAAGGACAGGACAGGAUUUACUCUGUUAGUCCUUUUAUACCACCGUUUCUCCGCCUGUAGAGACGUUUGGGUGGCGAUCUGCGGAGGAUGGGAGAGAGAACAGAAGCCAAAAAGACGACGGUCUCAAUAAGACACCGUCCUAAAACAGGGCAGUGAUGCCAGGCAUGGUGAUGUUUCGGCGGCGCUGGUCAGUUGGCAGUGAUGACCUGGUGCUGCCUGCACUCUUCCUCUUCAUACUGCACUGCAUAUGGCUGGUGGUGCUCUCAGUGGUUCUAUUCGGUCUACCGUACGGUUCUGAUCAGUCCUGCUCCGUCACGCUGGUGGAUCACGGUCGUGGAUACAUGGGCAUCCUGAUCAGCUGCCUGAUCUGUGAGAGUGCCAUCAUGUGGCUGAGCAUGAGAGGCAGCAUCCUGUACACGCAGCCUAGAGAGGCCGUGCAGUAUGUGCUCUAUAUACGGCUCGCUAUCCUGCUGGUAGAGUUGGUGUAUGCAGUGGUUGGGAUCGCCUGGCUGGUGCAGUACUACCAACCCUGUUCUGACGUCACGGCCAAAAACCUCGCUCUCGGUAUUGUGGUGUGUAACUGGUUAGUGAUCUUCAGUGUGUGUUUCACUAUGAUGUGCACCUUUGACCCCACGGGAAGAACUUUUGUCAAACUAAAAGCCACACGCCGUCGCCAACGCAACCUGACAACAUACACACUCAGACACAGAUUAGAGGAGGGUCAAGCCAGCAGCUGGAGCAGGAGACUGAGAUUCUUUAUGUGCUGCACCAGAGCUAAAGACACACAGUCUGACGCCUACUCGGAGGUGGCGAGCCUCUUCGCAGAGUUCUUCAGGGAUCUGGACAUUGUACCCAGUGACAUCAUCGCUGGCCUGGUGCUGCUCAGACAGAGACAGAGAGCCAAGAGAUCUGCUAUCUUAGACCAGCCAAACAAUGAUAUUUUAGCUUUCCUGUCCGGGGUGCCAGUAACACGCGGUACACGCUACCUGGACCUCAAAAACUUGACGGAGAUGGCCAUGUAUAAGGAGGUGUGUUAUUACAUGCUGUUUGCCAUGGCGGCCUACGGCUGGCCCAUGUACCUACUGAGGAAUGCAACCUGCGGCAUCUGCAGGCUCCUCAGCUCCUGCACCUGCACGUCCGGCUCCAGGUCUCGUCUCUCUCAGUCUGUAACAGUAGAGGAGGAUAACUGUUGCGGCUGUAACGUCCUCGCGAUCCGGCGCCAGUUUUUGGAUCGAGACCUUAAACAGGUUCAGAUCGUCUACACGUCCUGCCACGAUGCGGUUUAUGAGACGCCUUUCUAUGUAGCAGUAGAUCACGGCAAGAAGAAAGUUGUCAUCAGUAUCAGAGGAACGCUGUCACCUAAAGAUGCUCUGACUGAUCUGACUGGAGAUUCUGAGCGGUUGCCUGUGGAGGAACAUCACGGUGUCUGGCUUGGGCAUAAGGGGAUGGUUUACUCAGCAGAGUACAUUAAGAAGAAACUGGAGCAGGAGAUGAUUCUGUCUCAAGCAUUUGGCAGAGAUUUGAGUAAAGGAACGAUGCACUACGGCCUGGUGAUUGUGGGUCACUCUCUAGGUGCUGGCACUGCUGCCAUCCUGUCCUUCCUGCUCCGUCCUCAGUAUCCCACACUGCGCUGCUACGCUUACUCUCCUCCUGGAGGCCUGCUCAGUGAGGAUGCGAUGGAGUACUCCAAAGAGUUCGUCACCUCAGUGGUGCUGGGGAAAGAUCUCGUGCCCAGGAUCGGCCUCUCACAGCUUGAGGUUUUCCGUCGUCACCUGCUAGAGGUCCUGCAGAAAAGCGAUAAGCCAAAGUGGAGGAUCAUCAUCGGAGGCACAAAGUGUAUUCCUAAGACAGAGCUUCCUUUAGAGGAUGAUCCUCCGUCCCAGGGCGUGACUCCGUCCACCUCCCGACUGUGUCUCCAUCCCAGUGACCUGAGCAUCGCCCUCUCUGCAUCCACGCCGCUCUACCUGCCUGGACGCAUCAUCCACGUCGUGCACAACCACCCACCUGAGACGUGCUGUGGUCAAGAGGAACCCACGUACUCAGCUCUUUGGGGUGACAACAAAGCCUUUGAUGAGGUUAUCAUCUCACCGGCCAUGCUGAAUGAACACAUGCCACAUGUGGUGUUGGAUGGCCUCAAUAAGGUUCUGGAAAACUACAAUAAGGGCAAGACGGCUCUUCUGUCCGCUGCUAAAAUCAUGGUUAGCCCAACAGAAGUGGACCUGAAUGCUGAGACCUACUUCCACGGAGUCUCCAACUCCCAUGAGCCCACACCUCAAACCCAACACCGCAGAAACAGCAGCGUCCGCUCCUGCGCUCGCUCUGAGAUCUCUCUGGACGGUUUUUCUGAGUGCCCUCCUCCAGCAGUGCCGGUGGUGCUGAUGGGGGCUCGCGAGCGCUUGGCCCUGGAGCUGCGGGAGCGAAAGGCUCCGCUGGCUGUGAUGGAGAGCCUUUCUGACGUCGACUCUGUGUACAGCAUGGACUCUCGCCGCUCCUCGGCUGCUUUCAGGGGCUCUCCGUGUCUUGGGACGCUUCCUUUCCCCCUUGACGCCCCGAUUCCUGAGGAGAAUCCUUCACUGAGCUCACGUACCGAGCUAAUUCAGGCUUCACCCGAGCGAGAACUUAUGGGCCAAACCGGGCCCUGCUGCCCCACACCACCAGAACUUGCUUUACCUCCUAACAAAAGCCACAGCCGCUCUCCGGAACUUGUGGUGCCUUUGAAUGGUGGUGGCAAGUUGCCUCACUUUACACGUAAACAGACCGGUGAAGGUCAGCCAGGCCAGCAGAAGGCACUCAUGCGUGCUAAAUCAGAGACUUUCGAAGCAUUUCGAAGGUCUAACAGCAAGGACUCAAGUCCUAUGUCACUGUGGACUGGCGUUAUAGAGAAGGAAUGCAGAGAGAAUCCAAAAGAUGAAAGUGUCAAGAAAGAGGAGAAGAGUACAAAGGAGGUCAGAGUGGCUCCACUGUCCAAUGGGAACACCAGUCAGGCAGUGCUGGAGUUUGCUCAGUAUCUGGAUUCCCUCUUCAAGCUAGACGGAAGCGACUCUCUGCCUCCAGACAAUUCCGAUGCCGAGUCUGAAUCUGGACGAGGUUCGUCGGUUCAGACAGAGGAGCAGCGCAUGGAGGACUUGGAUAGCGAUCAGCAGCUACUGGCUAGAGCCACACUGGAGCCCAAUCUCGUCCCUAAACCUCCUCGAACCUUUGCGGGCUCCGCUGAGCCCUCGUCCGGCAUUUCUCUCUCUCCAUCCUUCCCUUUAUCUUCGUCCGGAGAGAUGAACGACCUCUCUCCCGUCAAUCACACUGCACUACGGACUUCCGCGGCUUCUCCUAACGUCGAAGAAAACACGUUAUCAUCCAUAGUGUAGUGAAACGGGGACUUCAGGAAACCUGCUCUUUUUGGGUAUCUGUAUAUUUCACUUCCCUUUUUUCCCUCUUUAGCUCCUUCUUAACCGUAAGUGGUGGCAAAGUGGAAUUUUAUCUUCGCUUUUAAAAGAAAAAGAUGCAUGCGUAGCAACCUGUUCAAGACACCCAGGCUGAUAGCGCCGACUCACCGGAAGCGGUUCCGAAACCUCAUUUUGUACCAUCACUGACGUUUCCACACUGAAUGCAGUUUGCGUGCUUUGUUCCAACGGGUUUCCUUUCGGCUGCUGGGACACGGAUUUAUCAAGUCGUGAUGAAGCUUCACACAAAUGGCCCAAAAUUCUCAUCAUGUCCAAUCUUAUGUUUACAUGUCCAUUAACGCCACUGAACAAUGCGUGUAUGGAGUGAGUCACAGGGAAGGUGGAAUGAUGGACAGAUGAAUUGUGUACAGGUUUGUGGAUGCAGUGACAUUUCCUCAGGUCUUUUAAGAACAGAGAUGAAAGAAGAAUUGUUCUAUGUUCCACAUUUCAGAUUUCACAUCGAAGGACAGUGACGUGUUUUAUUGUGCAUGUGCGACAGUCGGCACUUGAGUUCACGCCCUGUGGAGUGAAGGGACCAUUUUUUUCAUUUAACGGUUGUUUUGGUGUGCAUGAGAAAAUAAUGAAUGCUUAUUUAUAACUCUUUUAGACUCUUUUUUUCUUGUCAAUAUUAACCUGCCAAAUAUGUGUAGGAAAUUAACCUAUGAACAAAAAAAUCCUACAUUCUUUUAUUGGUAUUUUAUUUAUUGGUAUUUUUUUCACGUUUUGGUGUAUAAAUCCAGUGACAUGGGGCAUGCACACCGAUCACAAAGUCAUGUUUUUUGUAUUUUAGGAGUCACAAUUCAAGAACACGUAGCAGUAACUGGUCUUUUUAGGGACUCUCUCUCUUCUCUCUCCCUCUCUCUCUCUCUCUCUCUCUCUCUCUCAUAUCUGCAUCAUUUCUACUGCUGUUGCUAUGACUAUAUUACGUUACUCAGUGGUUUAACUUUAUGAUGAAUAUUUUAGUAACUGUUACGGUGUGACUUGCCUUUUUUCUAUUUUUCCGAAUGAAGUGUUUUCAGUUGGACUUUUUUGUUAAUUGCAGGAGUUCAUCUUGUGUCUGGUGGAAAAGUACAGCAGUUGAACAUCAUUAGCCCUAGUAACCCUAGGUAGGUCACCAAGUGCACACUACUACUGAAAUUACAGGCUAAAGGGCCUGAAAGUAAGUACACCACAGGAAGUUUGUUCCACACCCAUUCAUGCAUUGAGAAUGCAGUAAGUAUCCUAAAGUUAUCUACAGUUUAGUCAUCAGCUGCUUCUCGUCCAGUUCUAAUUCACAGCUCCUCUGAGAAAUUACUUUGCCCGUGUUCAUACCACGAGAGCCUUUACUCGCAGCUGUCAGUGUUAACAUGCAUGAUUGCCUGGACUUUUUUUUUUUUUUUUUGUUAAAUAUCAUCAGGAACUGAAUGGUGGAAUGUUUAUUACCUGCCUGUGCAGCUUCUUGCGCACACAGUGACCCUGAUAUCUGUAUUGUGCACUUUGCUCAGAAACAACUUCAGUUACAUCCUGUAGUGUAAAGAUCAUGGCUGAUUCAAACUCAGUCAGAGAAACAGAUUCCACACUUUUCUCACGUUCUCACCCCUGCUCAUCUAUCUCGCACCUUCAGGGUUCACUGCUGUACUUUUUCCUAAGUGAUCGUGAAUAGCUGUCUUCUUUUCAUGAUUAUUUUAUGCAAGUAAAUCCCAUCUUGUUUUUAGUUGAACUAAAUAAAUAAUUGAAUAAAUAUUCCAUUUGGACAAUGUAAAGAAAAUGGCUGUAACCUGUACAAUAGUGAUGACUUUAUCUGAGAUCUAUAGCUAUAUGGAGUAUAUAUUAUAAAUGCGGGGGAUUUUAUCGGUGCAUAUACAGUGCACUGGUUUAUUAAAAGAAUCAGUAACAGUAGCCAUUGAUCUUCAGAAGAAACAUGUUUCUUUCUAUUGUUGCCAGAUAACUUGUCGGUCCUUAAUUUUUAAUGAAUUAGAAUGUAUUAAAAACCUGCCUACACACACACACACACACACACACACACCUUGCCUGUAAAAGAAUAAAACAGUACAGAUUUCAGA